Purpureocillium lilacinum is the source of this 633-nucleotide messenger RNA. RefSeq lists its product as uncharacterized. NCBI's taxonomy places the organism in Eukaryota, Fungi, Ascomycota, Sordariomycetes, Hypocreales, Ophiocordycipitaceae. The record is from RefSeq and is a predicted model, not a curated record.
AUGAAGGCCACCUUCGUCACCCUCGCCAUUGCCGGCCUCGUCGCCGCCCAGGACUUCACUGGCCAGCCCGACUGCGCUAUUCCCUGCCUCAAGGACGCCAUCCCCAAGAUUGGUUGCAAGCUUGAGGACGUUGCCUGCGCUUGCAAGCCUGACGCGCAGGCGAAGCUGCUGCCCCUCGUAUCGGGCUGCAUCCUCAGCAAGUGCAGUCCCGCCGACGUUGCCAAGGCCCAGUCCGCCGCCAAUGCUGCCUGCGCCAAAAUCGCCACCCAGAGUGGCUCGGCCUCCGGUUCGGGAUCAGCCUCCGCGACGGGAUCGGGUUCCGCCACUGGCUCUGCGACGGCCUCCGGCUCUGCCACUGGCACCGCCUCGGGCACCGAGUCGGCUACCGCGACUGAGUCCGGCACCGCCUCCGAAAGCGCUACCGGCUCCGCGACGGGCACCGAGUCCGGCUCCGCCUCUGUGACCGCCACCGCCAGCGGCUCCGGCACCUCCCCCUCGGUCACGGGCACCGCCACGCGGUCCGGCUCUGCCUCGGGCACUACCACUGCUGCGUCCACCAGCACUGCUGGCGCCAACAUUGGCCCCGUCGGUGGCGUCAUGGCCGCUGUCCUCGCCGCUGCCGUGGCCCUGUAA